CUCCCACCGUGACGUUGACGGCCUUGAUUGGGCACGGAAGCUGGCAGUUCUUCAUCGCCCCGGCGACUGUGGCUGGAUCUCUGCUGGCUGUAAACAGGAGGAAGAAAGAAAAGAGUGAUCCUAAUUUUGUUCUGCCGACGACAACCCUCACCCCCCUGGAGAACGGCACGUUGGGCGUUGGGGGCCAUGCCAGCCCCAUGACAAUGUUCCACAUUGAGGAUGAUGAUGAUGAUGAAGAGACAUUCCCACCGGGUGAGAAGGAACCGCAGGAUCUCAAGCUGACCAGGAGGAGCGUCGUAGGAGGGGACCAGGCCCCAGGAAGCCCAGGAAGCACGGCAAGUCCUUCUGCUGGGAAUCCAGAGCUCCGGCGUCGCAUUGGAUCCGACCCUCCCUUGCCAGACCCAGAGGCCCUGGAUGAGGUGGGCACUUUCCGGGCACGCUCACGCUCUGCCCCUCCCAUCCUGUGGGCAGCCCAGCGGUACGGGAGGGAGCUGCGUAGGAUGAGCGACGAAUUCCACGGCGAGCUGCAGAAGCUGCCGCGCCCCAAGAGUGCAGGGACAGCUACCCAAAUGCGCCGGACAUUGGGCUGGAAGGAAGUUCUGCAGUCAUGGUGGCGUCGGAAUUCCCCAGGCAAUGGUCCAAGAAGCCCCCCGUGACUGUAUCUUGCUGCUGUCCGUUACAAAUGGUGGAGGGGGGUUUGAAGGAACAAAAUAAAGGGGGCGGGGUUAAGUCUGUAGGGUUGAUGUGGCACAUGGCUGGUGUCCCCACAAAUUUGGGGGAUGCUGUGAUCAUUCCUCUGCACCUCCACACCCACUCCCCUAGGAGUCUUUUUUUACUUAGGCCACUUUAGUAUGACAUGUUAAGAAUUUAACCUGCUGCCCCCUAUGCACGGAAUCCCACCCCUUUCUCCCCUGCACCUCCCCUAUAAGACCCCUAAUUUUGAGGGGAUCUUGUCCUGCCCUUUCUAGAGUGUACUUUUUGUAUUUUAAAAGAAAAAUAAACACUGAACAAAACCACUGUAUGGGAUUACUGAAACGAGAACCCCUGACAUUCACCAACCCUGCCUAGAGAAAUUUGUAUGCCCUUUUAUUAUAUGUUAAUAAAUGUUUAUUAAAAUACUUUUCUGGCUUAUA
This is a messenger RNA of Zootoca vivipara (common lizard), 1133 nucleotides long. It is a transcript of the gene BAD, whose product is annotated as BCL2 associated agonist of cell death. Gene Ontology annotation, biological process: apoptotic process. Lineage: Eukaryota; Metazoa; Chordata; Lepidosauria; Squamata; Lacertidae. The record is from RefSeq and is a predicted model, not a curated record.